AUGAGUGUGAGCCAUGCAUCAAUACAUCCGGUGGAAGAUCCGACUACGACGGACGGAGGAAACAAUAACGCGCCGAGAGUGAGGAUGAAAGACAUACAAGGGAUGCCAGGCACCAAAGGCGGCCUUGCUUUGCGUCUCUCACAGUUCAUAUUUGCUGUUACGGCUCUUUCUGUCAUGGCCUCCACCAGCGACUUCCCUUCUGUUACCGCCUUUACAUAG
Messenger RNA from Dovyalis caffra, 219 nucleotides. The record is from the annotation of a GenBank genome assembly. NCBI's taxonomy places the organism in Eukaryota, Viridiplantae, Streptophyta, Magnoliopsida, Malpighiales, Salicaceae.